UAGCUCUUUAUUAUAAUUUCUAACAAGGCUGUAACCAUGUAUUAACAUUUGGUGGACCAAAUGUGACUAGGGGUGUGGGUUGGAGUGUGAGGGGGUAUUAAGAAAAGAUUAAACACAUUUUUGGAAGUUUAAAGUGAAUUUGAGUGUAAAUUAAGAAAUGUCCACUGUAUGCAUUGUAAAAAAAAAAGUUCCUUUGAAAAUUGCAGUACCUUGCCAGUACGUUAUUCUCAAUUAUUUGAGUGUUAUUACUAUAAUGUAAAAUACAGUAAUCAUUACUUUACUGCAAGUGCAGAGUAUGACACUGUAAUAGCUCAUUGUAAUCAAACAAGAUUAUUUUAUGUGAAAUAAAUAAAAGGUUUACUCGAUUUGCUCAUAGCCUAUUCAUGCAUACAAAAGCAAAACAGUAAUACAUUUGCAAAUGAAAGUCCUAUCAUUCUCUAAUGAAUUGGGAUACCACAUGGGGAUUCAGGAAUGCUGCUGUCUUUUGGACUAUUUGUCCGGUCUGACAGCUGAUGUGGACCUUUGAGGAACACUUCUUCUGCCCUAUCAGCUUUUCAGAAACUUUGAUUUUCAUCAUUGGCCAGUUUUUUUUUUUUGCAGUCAAAACCUUCACUGUGAAUGGUUCCACAAUGAAAGUAAUAGUUCUGUAUCCCAUGUCUAUAAAUGGUUGCCCAUAAUGCAUUGCCAUUCACAGUAGUUAAGAGUAAAAUAAUUUCACAGUAUGAUACUGCACAAUAUACUGUAAUAUACUGUGCCAUUUACAAAAAAUGCUUAGAGUGUAUAAUAAUAUUUCAGAACUUCUGUUGACAUAAAUAUAUUCUUAAUUGGUAAAAGAAAAAAAAUAUUGAAGAACAUUCAGCUGGUAACUAUAUGAUUGUAGUCAUAUUAACUACAGGUUCAAUAUUAGGACAGUAAGCAUAUAAUCAACUGGAACAUAUUGUCUACGACUAUAUGACUCUGCUAUAUGAAUUCGUAUCAGAUCCGUUUCUCGGUGAUUGGCUUCACUGCCCAACUUGAAUCGAACAUGUUCUCUGUUGAGGUUCAAUUAAUAUGCUGAAUCAGAAUAUUUUUGUUCAGAAAUGUUUUGAGGACAGUCUGUUAUUCAGCAUUCACAAUAUGUGUGUACACAUUUUAGGUAAUUAAUGCAUUUAAACAUGUCAUUUUAUAUAAAGCAAUUAUGGUGGUUUAUAUAUUGAAAUGUAUUUAUAUGUUUACGUAUUCAUUUAGCCAAAGCUGGCUUCUGACAAAAAAGACCGAAAAAAAAAUAGAUUUAAAAUUAAUAGUCGGCAUUACUUUUAUCUCGGUUUAUUACAAUUAUUAUUUAACAUAAUGAAUAUUAUCAGUGGUUGACUUGAGAAUUUGCUUUACUUUUUAAUUUAAAAGUGAACCUUACCAUAUCGUGCGCACAGCGUCGCUGUUGACUCGCAAGACGCAUCCUUUAGAUGACCAUAGAGAAGGCAGGCAGGAAAUCAGAAGUGAGAAAGAAGCAUUGACGCUGUCCGUGAAAGAACCUUCCUCUACAUUUUCUUUUAUUUGUUCAAUUUUGUGGCCAUAUUCCUUUCGAUCCACUGACAGAUAAUUGUGGCAGAUGUUCACUUUUAAGUGCGUUGAGCAUUAAUUCGUUUUGUUGGCUGUAGGCUAUUUAAGUCCUUACGUUAACAAUGGAAUCGAAGGUCUCUGUGUCUGCACAGAAAAGGUACGUUUUGUUUUCCAUUGUUUUUCCGCUGACUUGGAGUGUAGCAUUUUCCGUCACUCGCUACUCCAUUCCCGAGGAAAUGAAGGUGGGGUCCGUUGUUGCGAACUUGGCCGUUGAUUUGGGGCUGGGUGUAGAUGCUCUGUCUCAGCGAAAAAUGCGCCUUGAAAUGUCGACAAGCAAAAAAUAUCUGGAGGUCAACAAAGACACUUGGGAACUUUACAUUAUAGAUAAGAUGGACAGGGAAUAUCUAUGCACGAAUAAAAUGUCUUGCAUCCUUAAAAUGGAUGUUUUUAUCGAAAAUCCGUUGAGAAUAUUUUAUAUUGAACUGGAAAUUACGGACAUCAACGACAACGCUCCGGUUUUCCGAAGGGAUAAAUUACAGUUAGACGUUUCGGAAUCGGCGACGCCAGGAGAGAGAUUUUCGCUUACAAAUGCGGUUGAUCCAGAUGCUGGUGAGAAUUCCAUUAGCACUUAUGAUCUGAAUGAGAGCGAACAUUUUACUAUUGAGAUACAAACCGGAAGCGAUGGAGCCAAGUAUGCAGAUUUGGUUUUGAAGAAGGCUUUAGAUCGAGAACAGCAGGCAGUACAUAAUCUAAUACUCACUGCCGUAGACGGCGGAGUCCCUGCUCGUUCCGGCACCGCCAGCAUCAUUGUGCGCGUGCUGGAUACGAAUGACAACGCCCCUCAGUUUGACCAUCAGGUUUAUUCGGUUAAUAUCUCGGAAAACUCCCCAAUAGGAACACAGGUAUUGAAGCUGAAUGCUACGGAUCUAGACGAGGGCUCAAACGCAGAUAUAAUAUACUCUUUUACAUUCUACACUUCUGAGAAAACACAGGAAAUGUUCUCCUUAAAUCCAAAAACAGGAGAAAUACAAGUUAAAGAUGUGAUUGAUUUCGAAGAAAUAAAAAUUCUGGAGAUGCAUAUUCAGGCGAACGACAAUGGGCAACAACCGCUGUCUGGACAGUGUAUGGUUAUGGUGUUUGUCACUGACGUGAAUGACAACUAUCCUGAGAUCACCAUCAAAUCUUUCAAUAAUGUAAUUAAAGAGAAUGUACCAGUUGGUACAGUAAUAGCCCUCGUGAGUGUAAGCGAUAGGGAUUCUGGGAGUAGUGGAAUUGUAGAUCUUGCGAUAAGCGAUCUGUUUCCAUUUGCGCUUAAUGCUUCGUCUGAAAGCCUUUAUCAGUUGACAGUUUCAGAGCUUUUGGAUCGAGAAACGACUGCAGAAUAUGACAUCACAGUUAUCGCCACAGACCGGGGUACUCCCCCUUUGUCUGAUAACAAAACAAUAACCGUCGAACUCCUGGAUGUUAAUGACAACGCACCACAGUUCCCAAAGUCAUUCUACACCAUCCCUGUUGUAGAAAAUAACGCGCCUGGAUCACUGCUUGGUUCCCUCACAGCAUUUGAUCCAGAUUUUCACGAAAAUCAGUAUCUUGUUUAUUUCAUUAUAGAAAAGGAAAUUGUAAACACGUCAAUGUCGAUGCUCUUUUCCAUUAAUCCAGAGAAUGGAGAUCUUUACGCACUGAAAACUUUUGACUACGAGAGAGAAAAAGAGUUCCUUUUCCACAUUGAAGCCAGAGAUUCGGGUGUCCCUACACUCAGCAGUAAUGUUACUGUCCACAUCAUUAUUCUGGAUCAGAAUGACAACACGCCACUCAUAGUCUCUCCGUGGCGGGCGCACGGAUCUGUGGUUGAGGAAGUGAUCCCAAGAUCCACCGACAAAGGACACCUGAUUGCUAAAGUGAUCGCCAUUGACUCUGACUCUGUGCAGAACUCCCGAGUCACAUACCAGUUUCUACAGGUUCCAGACGCGACUUUAUUCAGCCUGGAUCAGUACAACGGAGAAAUCCGGACAAUGAGAAUGUUCAGUUACAGAGAUCCCCGUCAUCAACGGCUGGUCGUCAUUGCCAAGGACAAUGGAGAUCCUGCUCUUUCUGCUACAGUUACCAUCAAGUUAUCUACGGUGGAACACGUUGUUAAAGCAUUUUCCGAGACGUCUGAAAUUCCUUUGGAAUAUGAUAUAUUUUCGGACUUAAACCUAUAUUUGUUAAUCGGUUUGGGCUCCGUUUCAUUUCUUCUGUUAAUGACAAUAUUGGUAACCAUCGUGCUGAAGUGUCAGAAACCGAAGCCCACCAAAGCGACCCCUCCCUGCAGAAACAGCGUCGUUAGCCAGAGGAGCUCUACUGUAGCAGAUUCCACCCUGGUGUCCAACGAUGCGUACUGGUACAGCUUGUUUUUAGCGGAGACGAGGAAGGGGAAGGUGGUGGUUAGACAGCCUAUACCGAAGAGCGGUGGUUACAUCGUUUCCAGUAUUCCCAGGAGCACUGGUCUGACAGAGACUAGCGAGUCUGCAGCGUCAACUCUGCAGUACUCAAAAUGAAAGGAACCCCCUUCCACAGCUGGAGGCAUCCACCACUAGCGGCAGCUCUGCUUGAGCCCACAACCCCACCCCCCUCUGUGCCCCCCCCCCCCCUUUCCCCACCAGAGGCAACAGAAGGACUCCAUCAGCUGUGACCACCUGCAACUGAACCCCCCUCCCCCACCUUAAAAGAGGAAUAAGCCCCCCUCUCCCAUUAUCUCAUAUCCCAUAACCCUCUGCAAACUUGUAAUGGACUGGCAUCUGAGACAUCUACAUCGAUCACGCAUGACCUUGCAUGGCUGUAGUAACAGAAUGAACUUUUAAAAUUGAAAAGUAAGGGGGGAUAGCGCAUUAUUAUACCAACGUAAUUAUCCUGCUCAGUGAGCAUUUCUGUGGAAAGAUUAAUGCAGUCAAUGAGAUGGAUGUAGCAAAGAGGAGGUGACCCUCUUUAAGACUGCAGCUCUCCUCAAAAACAUGCUCUUCCUCCGUGGGACUAAAACAUCGUAAGCAUUUAAAAACAUAACGGGACAAAAGGGAAAUAAUGCUUUUCUUACUCCGUAGGUUUACUUUCAUUGUGGUUAGUGUUUGAGUGUAGCAUGCUUUUUUUACAUAAACACAUCAAAAUAAGUCUCAUUUUAAAAGGUAUUUCGGAGUGAAUAUUAACUGUAAGUAUAAAAUGUCGGCUCCUUGAUAUCAGUGAGCUUUUGUGUGCUGUGUGAAGGUUUUCAAGUGGUGGCUUGUGAUCACUGAUGGUUUGGUCAGCCACAGGAAAACACGUUAACACAAACACACACAGACUCAAACUGCAGGGAGUCAACAUGUUUAGCACUCAGUGGUCAGGACUUCAUUUAAAACCAGAGCAAAUAACAAGUACUGUGGGUGCCUGAUUCCAGUAACUUUAAACUGAUGAAGUAUUAUAGAUAUGUUGUUUGAUUAUAGUAUUAAAUGUUUAAAAUGAUUGUGUAAUUUGAAACAGAAACUAAACAAUACGUGUAUUUGUGCAGUGAAGUUGAUGCCGACCAAUUUUAAUAUUUACAUUGUUUAUUUUAUAAAAAUGUACACCUGAAGACAACGUCAUUUUUACUCUAAAUGCUGAUUUUUCUUGCUUGAACUGUGAUCUGUGCUUUGUGUGAAGUAUUAUAUCGGUGGUGCAAAGUGUGGUCAUUCUGCAUUUUAUAUACAGUUUGAUAUUGUUUGUUUAUUGUCUGUUGAUUCAGGAUGAUUUUUCAGACUACUCGGCACGUUGUAACUGUACUUAUUUUUGAGUAUUUGUUGGUAUAAGGAGCUGUUUUCUGUCUCAGGGCAAGCCCUUUACAUGCCUGGAAAAGGGAUUGAAGGAUGGGGGGAGGAGGAGGAGGAGGAGUGAGAGGCCCAGUAAAGGGACUGAGUGGUUCUGUCCAGCUAAUCUCUGCUGAGGCAGCACACAUGGUGGAUUGCAAAAUGGAACAAAGAUAUGUGACCCCUCUCCACAUUCUUCUCUAAGGCCGUGCAUGAAGCUGGUCCUCUGUUUCUUUGGCAGUGCAGUGGAGUUAGAAGGCUGCUGCAGCCUUACAGGAAUGUGAUAAGUGUUGUGCAAUUUCUGGGCCCUGGCUUCUGACUGACCCUCCGGAUCAGAGUAGCAGGAGAGCUGGCGGGCUCACAAUAAACAUUUCAUGGUUACUAUUCAGAACCGUUUCACUGGAGAGGGUCCUGGUGAUAUUCUCAUAUAUUAACAAAUAAAUGUGUGUGCGUGUGCGUGUGCGUGUGCGUGUGCGUGUAUAAAAAAACAACAUUCACGGCUGGAAUUUGCUAUGGUGGUGAAACACAAAGGGGCCAAAAUGCCUCUUAUCUAAAGCACAAUUAUUAUAAGCAUAAAAAUCCUUCCUUUUAUAUUUACAAAUGGGACACUGAUGCUUUAUUAUGAACCAAAAUAGUCCCCAUUAUUGAGGGUGUUGUCUUUAUUGAUAUUUUUAUAGAUCUUCAUUUCUAAUUGAUGCGUGAAAACAUUUAAACUGCAGACACAGGUGGCAAGAGGGGUCCCUAGUAGUAGCAGCCUUGAGUGAAGCCAUGUGAUCCUCUCACACGCAUGCCCUCCCCAGCUGUGAAGAGACAGGUCAGGCUUUCUGUUCCUCUUAAUUGCGGGCCUCCCAGCUGUUAUCAAGGGCUUGCUCUGAGACAGAACUGAACCACUCCCGCUCUUGGUGUCUAAGUGAGAAACUGGCUGGUUGACUCUCGGCUGUGUGAUCUAUUCCACAACAUCACAGGCUAAUCGGGUGAAUUCUGCGAUAAGUCAAACAGCAGUCCGCACAUUGCAAGGCUCCCAUUCAGUAAUUUAACGCACCCAAAAUAUUUUGGUGCAUUAAAUUAUUGAAUGGCAAGCCUUGCAGUGUGCGUACUGCUGUUUGACUUGUCGUAACUUUCAUUGCUGUUCUGUCCAGCACCUGCCCUAACUACAGGUGCGCAUACCCCUACCACUCUCGUUUACAGGGUAGUCAGGGGGCGUUACCACCAGCCAUACCCAGGUUUAAUGGGAGUGACAGUCCCCAAAUCAGAGGCUUACAGAUGACUAUCAUUGGCCUGUAAAACCAUUAACCCUGAGAUCCAGCAGUAUUUCAGUUAAUCUAUAAAGCAAUGCAGAAAACAUAUGAGAUGUAAAUGGCCAAAUGGAUUACCCCUUUGGAGAAUUUGUUACUCUUAGGUGGGGGUUCCACGUGGGGGGGGGGGGCUUUGUAAAAUUGUGCUGUAAUUUUUCAGAAUAUCAGAAUAUCCAAAAUCACUCGUGGAGCCCCUACCAUUAUAUGAAUGAUAUGUGCUGUCUGACAGACGUAUAUAUACAUAUUGUGUACUUUUAUUAAUAUAUAUGGCUAAAUUACGUGCCUAUUAUCUUGGCAUACAUUUGUAUUUACAUUUUUUUAAAUAUGUAAACCUGAUUGUAUGUAUUUUAGUUGCUCCUUAAAAAGGCAUAGCCCUUCGAGUGGUGGAGCACUGUUUUGUGCCAUGGGGUAAUGUCCACAUCGCCCCUAUGUUUGAUAUGAUUGGAUCAGUGUUUGAUGAUGUGGCUGCUGGGUAAGUGCUGUUGAUGCUGUUGAUGGAUUUCCUGUUCCUGCUCUCUGCAGCAUCUGCUGCAGGGCCCUGCUGGGCUGCAAAGACAGGUGUGGGAAAAACAGCCGGCCAGAACCAGGCUGGGAUGCCCCUUGUGCUUUCUUUUCAUAAUUGGUGUUAUUGUUAUUGAUUACUGAUAUGCUUUGCUUAUAAAUACUGACGUGUGAAUAAACGCCUUAAAGUGA
This is a messenger RNA of Anguilla rostrata (American eel), 7321 nucleotides long. Its product is annotated as protocadherin alpha-C2-like. The record is from RefSeq and is a predicted model, not a curated record. The transcript is spliced from 3 exons. The coding region runs from base 1662 to 4076 and encodes 804 amino acids. Gene Ontology annotation, cellular component: plasma membrane. Lineage: Eukaryota; Metazoa; Chordata; Actinopteri; Anguilliformes; Anguillidae. Gene Ontology annotation, molecular function: calcium ion binding. Gene Ontology annotation, biological process: homophilic cell-cell adhesion.